CAGCCGAGAUGGCCAUUCAUCUGGAGGGGAAGGGAGAGGGACGCAGCUGGGGCGCAGAGAGAGCGCAGCGCAUUUACUCUUAAAUAUCAAUAUUCAGCCUCAAACACAAUCAGCGCGGAUUUUCUUUUCCUCUCUCUUCCCUUUUUCUCCACUUCCUUCCAUUUUUAACAUGUUUGGAGGCUUCAUUCGAGCUGCGCGGAGACACACGGAGCAUUGAAGGCGAUCCAAAAUCCACCUCAACUUCUAUUCUGCAUGGAAAACACAAGAAAAACGCACUGAAUUGUGUGGAGAUCUGCUUUGGAGAGCGUUUUGGCUCGCUUUUACGCACAGAGACUGACAUCCGGACCGGAUAGCGCACCGAAGCUGCGCGAUUAACUCUUCAAGCUGUCGGCAACUACAUCCAAAGAAACUCGUCUUGUUUCUUGCGCAGCAAAUAAGAAGAAAUCAGGAGGUUUGAAGUGAAGAUCGAGGGACUUGAGAAUCUUUGGAAGCACCGUGGCGCACAAAUGGUGUUUCUGUGGGACGCUAAAUACGACCCAGCCCCUGGCCGGCGCUACACUCCCCCCUCCACCACUCUUGCCUCGGGGGGGAAGAUGGCCGAGGCCCUGCCCCUGGGAGCCCAGGAGGCCGGUGGAGGGGCGGCUCUGGUGGGCAAACUGCGAAUGGCCGACCGCGGCAUGGUGGAGGUGAUCUCAGAUCAUCCAGGCGAGCUAGUGAAGACGGACAGCCCCAACUUCCUGUGCUCUGUGCUGCCGACUCACUGGAGGUGUAACAAGACUCUGCCCAUCGCUUUUAAGGUGGUUGCCCUGGGCGACAUCCCUGAUGGCACCUUGGUAACGGUGAUGGCCGGAAACGACGAGAACUACUCAGCGGAGCUUCGCAACGCCACAGCUGCCAUUAAGAACCAAGUGGCCCGAUUCAAUGACCUGCGCUUCGUCGGCCGCAGUGGAAGAGGAAAGAGCUUCACGCUGACCAUCACAGUGUUCACCAACCCUCCUCAGGUGGCCACAUACCAGAGAGCCAUUAAAAUCACGGUGGACGGUCCCAGAGAGCCACGACGUCACCGUCAGAAGAUGGACGAGGUCAAACCGGGCUCCCUGGCGUUCUCUGAGCGGCUAACGGAGCUGGAACAGCUGAGAAGGAGCUCCAUGAGGGUGACGCCUCCUCACCACCAUCACCACCAGCCCUCAGCCAACAGCCGCCAAUCUGCCGCGCUCAACUCCGCCACCUUCUCCAACCCCACGCACACUCAGAUCGCUGCUGACUCCAGACAGAUGCAGACGUCUCCAUCUUGGUCCUACGAUCAGUCAUAUCCCUACCUUGGCCAGAUAACCACGCCCACCGUCCACUCAGCCAAUCCUCUGUCGCCUGGUCGCUCCUCGCUCAGUGAUCUGUCAUCUCGACUCACAGGUCCUGACCUCGCAGCCUUCGGUGACCCCAGAGUGACCUUAGAACGGCCUUUCAGCUCCCUCCCUUCCCUGCCUGACUCGCGGUUCUCCGAUCCCCGGGUGCACUACCCUCCCACAGCGGCCGCCUUCACCUACACACCCUCCCACCACCCCGUCUCCAAUGGCGCCCUUGGCAUCACCAUGGCGACAGCGAUGGCAACCACCCCUGCAGGGCGGUACCACACCUACCUGCCUCCACCCUACCCCGCGAACACCUCACACCAAGCUCAGAACGGGCCCUUCCAGUCCACCUCCUCACCGUAUCACCUCUAUUACUCCACCGCCGCCGGCUCGUACCAGUUCUCCAUGAUGGCCGGUGGAGGAGGCGCCAAUGACUCACGCUCGCCUCCACGAAUCCUGCCGCCGUGCACCAACGCCUCCACAGGCUCCUCACUGCUACACCCGUCUCUGCCCAAUCAGAGUGACGGGGUGGGAGUGGAGGUGGAGUCCAGCCACAGUAGCUCCCCAACAAACAUGGCUGCUGCCGAAGCAGUCUGGAGACCUUACUGAACCCUCUGAGGUGGUCAAACACGAAGGGUGUGCUCAUUCGGGGUGGUCAUCUGAUGGUGGACGUUGACCAGGGUGGAUCAAAGUGACAUCAGUGAACACAGUGAAAACUUUCCAUCCCUCAAUGACCUGUCAACUGAUGAUUUGGAUAUUUCUCCUAUUGCCUGUAAAUCCCAUGAAACGUCCACCAAACCAGACCAAAGACCAACCAAAAAAUAUUGAAUAUGUUUAUCUCUCAGUACUGUUUGCUUUCAGAGCCAAGUUUGUUUGUUUGUUUCUCGAAAGACAUAUAUCUUUGAAAACAUGCAGCUGAUCAUUAUUCAUUCAGGAGAAAAGGAAGCAUUUGCUCAACAACAGUAAGAAUGGAAUAAUUUCAGUAGAUAUGAGGGUUGAUCAGAAUGUUACAAGACUAUCAAUACAAAUCAAAUAUCACAUUCGGUACAUAUUUGACUGCCAUUCCAGUCGAAGUAGUCUCCUUGUGCGGUGAAAUAGUGUGUUCAGUUCUUCUAGAAGUUCUGUUUUGGAGACAUCUCAAGCACCAUCUGGAAUGAGGGCUGAAUUUUGUAAACUGUGUCAAAGCGGCAAAUCUUGGGGUUGAAUGUUAUUUUGGAGUAGACAGAAAAGUCACAGGGAACCAAGUCUGAUUUGUAGACCAGAUCAUAAGAGAUUAUUAUGCUGUUGUUGCAAAAAACAAACAAAAAAAAAACUCAUAACAGUUCAGGUCUCUUUGCACCCUCAGGACGUUACAGUAGAGCUUUAAUCCGACUCUUGAGAUGAAUUCCUGGUGCAUAACCAUGCCAGUUUUCCUAAACACCAUUAACAUGUCCCUGGUGCUGUCAUGACCCUAUGCAUUGGUUUGGAAUUUGCAGGUUCUUCCAUUGUGAAAACUAUUGUUUCUUCUGUUGAUGGUAGCUGCAGACCCACCUCUCCUUGACAUGAAUUUUGGUCGUAAAAACAAAAAAACAUCUUCUACAGAUCAAGAACAAUCUGGGAACUUUUUGAUCAGCUCUUGUACCACCCAAUAGUUGUGGGAAACUGUGACUUAAGAGCACUGAAUUGUUUGUUUUUUUGAUUUGUAAUUCUUGGAAAACCUCCACCCAGCACUGUACAUCAUCACUUGACCAGGAGCCAGAUGAGCACACCCAGUUCAAAACUGUCGACUGACAAACAAUGUUGGUCAAUGAAGAGCAUUCAGAAUGACUGACGGCUGCGUCGGCCAACAGACAGCAGUGAGUGGACCGUCUCAUCAGAUUAUAUGACCUGACAUCCCACUCAGGACUGAGAACAGGACUCCAGAGAGGAGCCUCCAUUAAAUGAAGGACCUGAACGGACAUAAAUAGACAGAAACAGGGUAAUGUUUUGGUUUUCACACUGACAAAGUGCAUGCUGCAGCACUGGACUGAUCUCAGUUCAGCAUCCUUUGUUUAAAUAUCAGGACUUGUCCCCCAUAAAUGUUGUUGUGAAUAGAUGAUUUGCUCCUGCCAAAUGUUGUGAUGGCCUCUUUGUGUUUACCAUCCAUUUUUAAUGCAUCAUCCUUGUUUUUUUCUCCAUAAUGCUUUUAACAUUCUGCUAAGAUUUUUAGGGGAAAAAAACACCUCAUCUUCUUCUGAAAAUCUGAAAACAUGUUCACUUACUAUAGGUGUUUCUUGGCCCCCAAAGUCAGUUUAACCCUCAUGUUGUCCUGUGGGUCAAAUUGACCCAUUUUAAAGUUUGAAAAUGUGGGGGGAAAAUAUAUAUUUUCACAGUGCAACUUCUGAUGUCCACAUUUUCAACAUUUUUGGGAAAUUGCUGAACUUUUUUGGUGGGAAAAAAAGAAAUGUUAGAAAUAUUUCUUUAGAGCAUUCAUGAAAAAAUCAACCAAAAUCCAGUAAAAUUUGCUGGAUUUGUGUAUUCAUGAAUGUUCUUAAAGAAAAUAUUAGAAAUUUUACUGAUAUAUAUGUAAUUAUUUUAGAUAUUUUUAGGAUUUUUUUGGAAGAUUUUAAUCAUUUUUUAAAAAAAUAUUUCCAAGAAUUUUCUUGUCAAAUUUGGGGCAUUUUUUUCAAAUAAAACUUUCAGGGGAAAUUUUUAAGGAAUUACUGAAAUUUUCUUCCUGAAGGUUUUGCAAAUUUUCAGAAAUUUGGGGGAUUUUUUUGCUGAAUUUUUGGAUUUUUUUUCAGACAAGGAAACAAUAUUUUUUGGUGCCUGUAAAUGAAGACAACAGGAGGGUUAAAUAGACUACCAUCUGAACACUGAAGAAAAGGCUGAGUUAUAGUCAAGAUCAAGGUCUGACUGGUGUUUUUAGACAGAAUAUUGGUUUUGGAAUGAAACGACUGCGACUGAGUCAUUGUCUUCCAUCAGCAGGUUUUAUCAAAGCUGAUCUACUCCGUCCUCCAUCCCCCUCCAUCUGUUGAAGUUUGACUCAUUGUCUCACCACAUUGAAAAACCCUUACAGCAUGGAGUUUUUGUAAAGUGUUUUAAUUUAUUUCUACAAUACCUUUUUUGGUAGCAUUUAAUGUGUGGGUGCGAUGAGUGUGAGUGUGUGAGAGAGAGUGUGUCACAUUUACCCAUGAUCCACUGAUGAUUUGUACUGUAUAUAGCAAUGGCUGUAAAUGACACCGCAUUUGAUCAUGUUUUCAUCACUCCUUCCUUCCUCCCUCCCUCUCUGACACACACUCACACACACACUCACAAUGGUUUGUUUUGACAUUGUUGGUAGUGCACAUUUGGUUUUUGAUUUAUAUAAAUAUUCUUGUGUAAAAAAUA
Acanthochromis polyacanthus (spiny chromis) is the source of this 4697-nucleotide messenger RNA. RefSeq names its product RUNX family transcription factor 1 (gene runx1). Gene Ontology annotation, biological process: regulation of cell differentiation; regulation of transcription by RNA polymerase II; hemopoiesis. The coding region runs from base 507 to 1958 and encodes 483 amino acids. NCBI's taxonomy places the organism in Eukaryota, Metazoa, Chordata, Actinopteri, Pomacentridae. Gene Ontology annotation, cellular component: nucleus. The record is from RefSeq and is a predicted model, not a curated record. Gene Ontology annotation, molecular function: RNA polymerase II cis-regulatory region sequence-specific DNA binding; DNA-binding transcription factor activity, RNA polymerase II-specific; ATP binding. The transcript is spliced from 8 exons.